This is a messenger RNA of Aureobasidium musti, 2208 nucleotides long. The record is from the annotation of a GenBank genome assembly. Lineage: Eukaryota; Fungi; Ascomycota; Dothideomycetes; Dothideales; Saccotheciaceae.
AUGAGAUCUAGUCGAAAUGCCAGAGCUACGACGUCAGAAGACGGUUCCUUGGCUCACGAGUCUUACGAGGCAUCACCUUCACCACGGCGGCCUCCCUCGAAACGCUCGCUCCGAGGUCGCUCGGGAUGCUUGAACUGUCGACGACGACGAAAGAAGUGCGACGAAUCCAAACCAAGUUGUGCCAAAUGUGAAAGGCUCGGCGAAGAAUGCGAGUGGGACUCAGGGCUCAGUUUUCGCUUUACUUCGCUCGAGGCCGAUCAUCCUAGCAUGAUAGCCGGACAGAAGAUAGCAGCCACAGCCCCAUCGCUACAAUUGGUCGACGUCGUAUUCGAUCUGGAUACUCAUGAAUGCAAGGAGUUUCUCAAUGGACAGGAACAUUCGACAGCCGAAGAUAAUCCUGAGAACGAGAUCCCAACAUCACACGAACCUGAAAGUGGUGCUUCCACUUGGGACAUGGACCUCGCUGUCGAUGGUGUCAGUGAAAAUCUACCUCAAGAUCAGACAGCACUGGCUCGAAGAUUUACGAACGACAACGUAUCACCAGGGAUGCAAUGGACCCCACAUUUGACAACAGAGUCUCAUGACGUCCAUAGUGUUCAUGACAAUAGACGUUCCCACAGUUUUGCAGCUGGAGAUGGUGAAGCUCAACAUCAUGUCACAUUUCAAACCCCAAUCCAACCUAUCGAGGAUCCCAUAUCAACUGCUAUUCUUCCUGUCAUCCGCGACGACGAUCAUCUCUUAUCAUUCUCCUUGCCGGAACUCGAGUCUCUGGACUACCUUACCAAUCGGGAUGCUUAUCCGACUUUUGGCGACUCUUUGUGGCCCACGAUGAGCAAUAAAGAAACCAACACUUUGAUGGACAUGGAUCAUGUUCCUGCUGAAUCACCAGACAUGUAUGCCAUGUACUACCCCAAUGCCACAUAUCGAGAGCUGCACACGACUCUAUACAAUCACAUGGUCGAUACAGCUCGUGGCACUGGUCUCACACGAGCAGGUACCCCCGAAUCUGAUGACUCGCAACAAGAUAUACAGAACCGAACGACACUCAAGUCUUGGGAGCAGCUCGAGCCCGAUAGACCCACGCGGAGCAAUCUCCCGAAAGGCAUGACUGUGCGUCGCGAAAUGGAGCUCUGGCGCAACUACCUUGACGAGAUAGCUCUGUGGCUAGAUAUGUUCGACAAUGAUCGUCACUUCCAGAUCCACCUACCAAUCCUGGCACAAAACUCAGAACCACUAAGACUAUCAGUACUGGCUCUUUCUGCAAGGCAGAUCGAGAGAAGAGAUCCAGAUAAACCAUAUACAGAGAGUCUGGCAUUGUAUCAGGAAGCAAUCCGUUUGAUCGCUGGCGAGCUAGAGAGCAUGAGUACGGAGGUUAUUGGAAGCUGUGUGUUGCUUUGCGUAUUGGAGAUGAUGAGCUCUUCUCCGAAAGACUGGGCUCGACAUCUAAAUGGUGCGGCUAUGUUGCUCAAGGCCGCGGGUAUUAAUGGUGUUGUGGGAGGCAUACGACAAGCCAUUUUCUGGUGCUUCGCCCGCAUGGAUAUGUGGGGUGGCUUCCUUUCCGACUCCCAUACCAAGAUUCCAACGAGCUUGUGGUUUCUGCCAACAGGCACAAUGUCGACAGCCAUCUCAAAAUUCAAAACGGAUUUUCAGAAUUUUGAUAGCUACGCCAAUUACUCACUCUUCCUGUGCGCCAGUGUACUUGACGUCGUAUCAAGACGUGGCAGCGCAAACGAACGCGGGAGUACCUACAGCGCGAAGUGGAAAGCGCUGUUCGAUCUCCUCGUUGACUGGAAUGUGAAUAGACCAGCAGAGAUGCGACCUAUGACAUCGCGCGCCUGUGAGAACGAGGAUGAAGGGCCUNUUCCUGUGGUCAUCUACACAAACGCAGCAGCCGUCAGCGCAAAUCAGCUCUAUCACACUGCCACUCUACUCAUGCUGCAGGCAAAACCGAACGAUCUUAGAGUCAGGGGCCAGAGGAGUAUCUUCUGGCAUGCGAGACAGGUCAUUGGUAUCUCGGUGAGUAAUUUGCUGCAUGCUGCGUGGACGAAUGCACCGCAGCCUCUGUACAUCGCUGGCAAAGUCAUGUCGAGUAAAGCCGAACAUCGUGUUGUGCUAGAAGCACUAGCAGAAAUCGAGAGAACCACAGGGUUCGCUACUCAAUGGCGGGCGCAAGAUCUGAAGGAAUAUUGGGGCGAUGAAGGAGACUGA